Messenger RNA from Manis javanica (Malayan pangolin), 4487 nucleotides. The record is from RefSeq and is a predicted model, not a curated record. Lineage: Eukaryota; Metazoa; Chordata; Mammalia; Pholidota; Manidae.
GAUAGUACAGCAUGGACAAUAUAUUCUACUCUAUAAACAUCUUUUUACAUUGAUAGUAACCGCACUAGAGGAGGUGAGGAUUUAAUAAUAUGGUAACUGUUGAAGCACUGUGGUGUACAUUUGAAACCAAUAUAGGAUUGUUUAUCAAUGAUAAUUCAAUAAAAAGAAAAUGAGUCUCUUGAGGACAGCAUAUAUGUGGGUCUUCUUGUUUUAUCCAUUCAGCCACUCUAUCUUUGGUUUGUGUUUAAUCCAUUUACAUUUAAAGUUACUAUUGAUAGGGAAUGACUAUUGCCAUUUUGUUUGUUGUUUUCUUAUAGUUCUUUUAACCCAGUUUUUCCUCCCUUGUCUUCUUUUGGUUUCUUUGUUUGGAAUUGAUAUGCUUUGGAUCCUUUCUAUUUUUCUUUGGUGUAACCUCUAUUUUAUUUGUUGUUAUGUGGUUUUCAUAAAAUAUAUGUUAAUAAUAUGAUAACUUCAAUUACAUAGAAAAACAUUUCUCACCCCUCAUGUGUUAUGGACCUUGCAGUUUACAUUGGUUUGCAUUGUAUAUCAUUAACAUGUUUUACUUAUAUUUAAUACUUCUAAAGACUCUCAUACUAGAAGUAAAAGUGCUUUACUCAAUUUUUAUAUUAAUACAGCAUUCUGUAUUUGCCUAUAUGUUUAUCUUUACCAACAAGUUAUAUUUUCUUAUUCUGUUAUGUUGCUAAUUUAGCAUCCUUUUGAAUUUUCUCAUUUCUGGUACUGAAGAUCUAGUGAUGAACUCCCUCAGCUAUUGUCUUUCUUAGAGCGUAUUUCUCCUUAAUUCACAAAGGACAGUUUUUCUGAGUAUAAUCCUGAUUGGCAGGAUUUUUUCUUUCACCACUUUGAAUAUACUAUUCCUAUCUCUUAUGGCCUUGAAAGUUUUGCUGAAAAAUAGCCACUGAUAGUCUAAUGGGAGUUAUUGUAUGUGAUAAUUCCCCUUCUCUUGCUGUUUUCAGAAUUCUCAGUUAAUGAAGUCUCAGUGUGGCAAUGUAAUUACAACAUGAAUUUGAUUUAAUAUGUCUAUGGAUUUCUUUGGGUAUGUCUUUUUGUGUGUAAUUUGGCUUCUUGAGUCUAGAUGUCCGCUUUCAUCUUCCCCAGAUUUAGGAUGUUUUCAUCCAUUACUUCUUUGAGUAAGUGUUCUGGUUCUCUCUUUUGCUUCUGAGAGUCCCAUAAUGUCUGUAUUGGUCUCUUUGAUAGUAUCCCAUAAGGACCUUAAGCUUUCUUCACUCUUCAUUCUUUUUGUUCCUUUGACUUAAUUUUAAAAGACCUGUCUUUGAGUUCUCUAAUUUUGUUUUCUGCUUGCUCUAGUCUGAUGUUGAAUCUCUCUGUCGAAAUUCUCAGUUUGGUUAUUAUAUUCUUCAGCUCCAAGAUUUCUCUUUGGUUAUUUUUUAAACUUUGUUUCUUUAUUGAAAUUCCACUUUGUGUAUGUUUUGUUUAGAGCUCACUGAGCUUUUUUAUGACAGUUACUUCAAAUUCUGCAAAAGGUAAUUCUGUACCUACAUUUAAUUAGGGUCAUUUUGUGGUGCUUUUUAUUCUUUUUUUGUUUGGAUUGUGUUUCUUUCUUCUUUUUCCUUCCUUGAUACACUGUUGAUAUGUAUACAUUAGAAAAAGUCACCAUUUGUCCCAUCCUUCAUGGAUUGGCCUCAUUCAGAAGGCCUUCACCCUUCAGAGCUUGUUUGAGCCUCUCUAGCCUUCAUACUAGUCCAAACCACUGUAUUUGUUCUUAGUGCCCCCUAGGCAAUUAGAGUAUGCCAGGUCCCAUCAGUACUCUAAAACAAACACUAUCCCUUAGGUAGCUCCUGGAGAAAUCAGAAUCUUGCAUACGUGAUCCAACUCUUUCCCUCCCCAGGAAGAGGGUGACAGCUGGAGUUUUUCUCCCGCUAUCUCUGCUUUGGGCUGGGUGGAGGCCUAUGAUGAGUGUUUGUAUGCUAGUUCAAAUCAACUUCUUUGUUCGCAGUGUCCCCCAGGUGUCUGGGAUAUGUUGGGUCCCAUCAGUGAUCCAAGACAGAAGCCAGUCCUUUGGGCAACCCCAGGGAGAGUUGGAACAUUUGAUGCACAGUCCGCUCUUUCCAUCCCCAGGAAGAAGCUGGGAGCUGUGGUUUUUCUCCCACUUGCUCUAUAUUAAACUGAGUGAGGAGCUGUCAUAAGGGCCUGCGUGCUGUUCACAUCACUCCCUUUGUUCUCUUUUGCCACCAGGGGCCUAGCAUAUGUCAGGUCCCAUCCAUACUCUGAGGUGAGAUAGAAGUCAAUCCCUCAAACAGCUGCCACAGAACUUAGAACAUUAGAUACAUGGUCCAACUCUUUAUCUUCAGGGAGAUGGCUGGAGUUGUAAUUUUUCACUCAUUCAGUCUGCUCUAGGCUGCAGAUAUAGUGUUUGUGUUCAAACCACCUUUGUUCUCAGUGGCUGUCAGGUAUCUUGAAUGGGCUGGGUCCAAUCAGUGCUCUAAGAGGUGAGACAGAAGCCAGUCCCUUAGUCAACCUUCAGAAAAGUUGGAAUGUUUGAUAUACAAUCCAACUCUUUCCUUCUGUAGGGAGAAACUGGGAGCUGAAGUUUUUCUCCCACUCUGCAUUGAUGAGGAAAAGGAGCUGUGAUCUAGUAUCGAUGUGUGAGACCAAGAUAUUAUCUCUAAAGAAGAGACAUUUUAGUCAAGUAAUAAGUACCCAUGAAGACAUGCCCACUUUUAUUCAGCCAUUUCUUACUCCACAUCAAAAAGCUAUUAAUGAAGAGAAAGUCUGUGAAUGUAAGAUAUGUGGAAAGGCCUUUAAUCAGAAUUCACAACUUACUCAGUAUCAGAGAUUUCAUUCUGCUGAAAAAAACUAUGAAUGUAAGGAGUGUGGGAAGUCCUUUCGUCGUGGUUCACUUGUUACUCGACAUCAGAGGAUUCACACUGGUGAAAAACCCUAUGAAUGUAAGGAAUGUGGCAAGGCUUUUAGUUGUAGUUCAUAUUUUUCUCAACACCAGAGGAUUCACACUGGUGAAAAACCCUAUAAGUGUAAGGAAUGUGGAAAAGCCUUUCAUUAUUGCUCAAACCUUAAUGAUCAUCAGAGAAUUCACACUGGUGAGAAACCUUAUGAAUGUAAAGUAUGUGGAAAAGCCUUUACUAAGAGCUCACAACUUUUUCCACAUCUGAGAAUUCAUACUGGUGAGAAACCUUAUGAAUGUAAGGAAUGUGGGAAGGCCUUUACUCAGCACUCAAGGCUUAUACAACAUCAGAGAAUGCAUACUGGUGAGAAACCUUAUGAAUGUAAGGAGUGUGGGAAGGCCUUUAGUAGUGCCUCAACACUUACUAACCAUCACAGAAUUCAUGCUGGCAAGAAACUCUAUAAAUGUAAAGACUGUGGAAAGGCCUUUAUUCAGAGCUCAGAACUUAUUCAGCAUCAGAGAAUCCAUACAGAUGAAAAACCUUAUGAAUGUAGUGAAUGUGGGAAGGCCUUUAAUAAAGGUUCAAACCUUACUAGACAUCAAAGAGUUCACACUGGUGAGAAACCCUAUGACUGUAAGGAAUGUGGAAAGACCUUUGGUAGUCGCUCUGACCUCAUUCGCCAUGAAGGAAUUCACAUUGGAUGAAUGAUAAGCCCUUUUGAUGAUCUUUAUAAUAUAUAUAUUCUUAAAAAGUAAUUAAAAACAACAGAUAAUACAUGAUUGAAGGUUCCCCUGUGUAGUAGUUUUCUCAGGCUACUGUAACAAAGUACCACAAAACUGGGUGACUUAAAAUGACAGAAAUCUAUUUGUUCACAGCUUUAGAACUUUGAGAUCUAAAAUCAAAGUUGUCAUGGUUGGUUCCUUCUGAGGAAGAAUCCAUUCCAUGGCCUUCUCUUACCUUCUAGUAACAGCCAUAAAUCUUUGACAUUCCCUGGCUUAUAGAUGUAUCACUCCAAUCUCUGGCCUCCAUCUUCACAUUGCAUUCUCCCUGUGUAUCUGUCUCUUCCUGUUCUUUUUUUAUAACUGGAUUAGGUCUCCACUUACUACAUCUGUAAAGACCUUAUAUCCAUGUACAAUCACUUUCACAGGUAUCAGGGUUAGGGCUUCAAUAAGUUGUUUUUUUCUGACAUUAAAAUUUUUCCUUUAUACAUAACUUAUUAAAUUAUUUUUAAAAUGUGAACUCAAGGUCUAAAUUAAACCUACCUUCCAUACCAAAGAUAGAUUCUAUCUCAAACUACUUAUUCACUAAUUCCUUCCCUAUUGUUUUGUUCUCUUUGGUCAUAUAUUUGUGUUUAUAUUAGCUUAGUUUUAAGGUCAUCUUUCCUAUUCCUUUGAUAUAUAAAUCUGUGCUACCACUGCUACACUGUAAGUAUUCCUUUGAUAUAUAAAUCUGUGCUGCCAAUACUACACUCUAAGUAUAACAAGAUGUUUUUUUAUUAUGGGAAGAAUUGUAACCUUAUAGGCAGCUCAGUUUUUUCCUUUUGUAAAACUAGUGUUUUAUUGUAAAAAAGAAAACAAAAAAAUAAAGAUCUGUAAUCCUACCAGA